CGUCGCGCGAAUCUACCUACUUACUCCCGAGUCGUUUCGGUGGUCCCCUCCCGGGAAUCAUUUCAGGCACAGCUGCUGGGUUGACCAAACUUCGUCACUAUUUUUGAACAGAAUCCAGACGUCGUCACAAUGGGCAAACUCAUCCGUCUUGAGCUCUUCAACUUCAAGUCAUAUAAGGGCCAUCAUGUGCUACUGUUUGGGGACUCAUAUUUUACAUCUAUUAUCGGCCCCAAUGGAUCUGGCAAAUCCAACUCGAUGGACGCGAUAUCUUUCGUCCUUGGCAUCAAGUCAUCACAUCUCAGAUCUGCACACCUCAAGGACCUUGUCUACCGCGGUCGCGUUCUUAAAACAUCCAAGAUCAAUGACGACGGUUCUGCAGAAGCCCGCAUAGCUGACAGUCAACCGGACGAAGACGCGUCCAUGCGCAGAGCCUGGCGACAUGACCCAAGGUCCGCUUGGGUAAUGGCUGUGUACGAGGAUGACGCCGGCGACGAGCAGAGAUGGAAGCGCUCUAUUACCAGCCAAGGUUCCAGCGAAUACCGCAUCAACGACCGUGUUGUGACCGCCCAGCAGUAUAAUGAGGCUCUGGAGGCGGAGAACAUUCUGAUCAAGGCCAGGAACUUUCUUGUAUUCCAAGGCGACAUAGAAGCCAUUGCUGCACAAUCCCCCCACGACCUAACCCGUUUGAUCGAGCAGAUCUCCGGGAGCCUGGAGUUCAAGGCUGAAUACGAGAGGCUCCAAAGUGAGGUGGAACAGGCCGCUGAAAACCAGAGCUUUCAGCUGCAUCGGCGUCGUGGUAUAAAUUCCGAAAUUAAGCAAUACCAAGAGCAGAAGCGGGAGGCGGAAAAUUUCCAACAAAAGACUGACGAGCGGAGCUUGGCCAUCGUCAACCAUGCUCUUUGGAGACUAUACCAUCUUCAGAAAAGAAUGGAAGAGUCGACAGCGAAGAUUCAGGAACAUGACGCAAACCUUCAGGAGUUUCGACGGAACAUGGCCGUGUUUGAGAAGAGACUCGAGACAGCCCGAUCGGAACAAUCAGGCGCAGCCAGACAUCUCGCCAGCAUCGACAAGACGAUUAAGGCCAAGGAGAAAAGCAUCGCGGACAUGGACAACGAGUUGAUACCGAUUAACGAGAAAGUAGUGCAGAGCACCCGCGAUAUCAACCAUCUGCGCCAGCGACUGGAUGCUACAUGCAGGGAACGGGAUGAACAGGCCAAAGCUCUGGAGAACGAAUCAAAGAGGCUCAAGGCUGUCGAAAAGGCCGAGGCACUCAAGGAGAUUGAAUACAAGGAACGCAUGCAGCAACAGGGCGUUAAACUCACCGAGUCCGACAGGAAAGAAUACGCCAAUCUACGCAAACAGGUCUUGUCCUUGACUAUGGCUAAUCAAGCCAAGCUUGACAAUGUUUUGCGACAGCAGAAAUCAGAUGAGGUCACUGUCAACAGUCUCAGGGGCAAGGUCGACACCAUCUCGGCGAACCUACAUAAGUUGGCAAGCGAAAUACAUUCACUUUGUGGACGCAAAGAAGCUGUGGAGGCCAUGGUGCAGAAUCUGUCACGGGACAUAGAUACACGAAAGAAAGAAAUUGGUCAGAUUGGGUCUAUACGACAGCGGACACACAAUAAGCGCACGGAGCUGGAAGAGAAGCUUGAAAAUGUCGCGAAGCAGUUGCGCGAAGCCGACGACGGCCGCCGCCAAAACGACCGAGAAGCGAAGGUGAAAGAGAUGGUCAGCACCCUCAAACGAGUAUACCCUGGUGUCAAAGGUCGUGUGGGUGACCUCUGCAAGCCUAAACAAAAGAAAUUCGACGAGGCUAUCAUUGUCGCGCUUGGUCGGGACUUUGAGUCGGUUAUAGUCGAUACCGAAAAGACAGGUCUCGAAUGUGUCCAUUACCUGAAGGAUCAACGGUUCCCGCCAAUGACGUUCAUCCCCUUGGACAAUGUUAAGGUCAACUCUGUCAACAACGCUAUCAAAGGAAUCUCAGGAGCCCGUCUCACAAUCGACACGAUUGAUUUCGAUCCGUCGUAUGAGCGAGCUAUGGCGUACGCAUGUGGUAGCUCGGUAGUUUGUGAUACCCUUGACAUUGCCAAACGCAUCUGCUAUGACAAGAAGAUCCAGGUCAAGGCCGUAACUCUGGAGGGCUUUGUCAUACACAAGGCCGGUUUGAUGACGGGGGGAAGAGGUCCAGAAACCAAAGGUGGGAAACGUCGUUUCGAGGACGACGAUAUUCAGGCGUUGAAAAAGGUCGCCGCCAAGUACAAGAAUGAAAUCGAGAAUCUACCGAAGCCCGACCGCCGCGCCGAGGAGACACUACGCAUUGAUCUUCAGGCUCUUGAAUCGCAGCUUGUGUCAGCUAAGCGCGAGCUGUCACACCUUGAAAAGAACCUAAGCAGCAAGAGCAAGGAGCAAGACAACGAAGAAAGGCACUUGGCUGAUUGGGCACUUAAAUUAGCUCAGAAGAGCGAGGAGUUGGAGAUGACACGAAACACACUCCGGGAAUUCCGAGCUGCAAUUUUUGAGGUUGAAGAUAAAAUCUUCUCAGGAUUUUGUAGCAGGCUCGGACUGGCUAACAUUCGCGCGUACGAAGCUGAGCACAAAGGCAUACACUCUGAACUUGAAGAGGAGCGCAAGGCAUUUGAAGUCCAGAAAGAGCGUCUCAAGAGUACUCUGCGGUGGGCAGAGUCCAGACACCGAGAUCUUUGUGGCAGAGUGGCGACAAUGGAGAAGAAAUGCCAACAUCUUGAACAUGAAUUGCAGCAGUAUCGGCGAGAAAAGUCAGACAUUGACAUCGAAUUGGGCCAUGUGUCAAACGAGCUCGAUGCACUUCGAGAAGGCCUCGGAGAGUCUCGAGAACAUCUGGCACGGAAAAAUCAGUUUGUUGUCGAUGCCAAGGCGGAAGUCCAGAAACAAAACAAGGAGAUCGAGGACAGGCAGAAGGAGGUUUCCAGACUGGAAGCAAAAUUGCAGAAAAGCAGCGCUAGCAAGUUCGCAUUGCUCAGAAAAUGCAAGUUAGAGCAACUCCAGAUUCCUCUCUUGACUGGGUCGCUAGACAAGCUCCCAAACGAAGACAAUCUCCUGCGUCUGGACCCUGAUGUGAUGGAUCUUGACAAGCAGGGCCAAAGAGAGGAGGUGGACGUCGCCGUCGACGAUUACGGGAUUGUCAUUGACUUCGACAGUCUCGACGACGCGUUGAAACAGUUGGAUGAUCCCAGUGUCGAGGAAGGUUUACAAAAGACCAUUGCCGCCUUGACGGCGGAACUCGAGAAGCUCAACCCCAACAUGCGGGCAAUGGAAAGGCUCGAGAGCGUGGAGUUACGGCUGAAGAAUACAGAGCAGGAGUUCGAAGACUCGAGAAAAGCUCUCAAGGACGCCAGAGAUGCGUUUAAUCAAGUCAAGGCUCAGCGGUUUGAGUUGUUUAACAAGGCAUUCACCCAUAUUCAAGAACAAAUCGCCCACGUCUACAAAGACCUCACUCGGUCAGACGCCUACCCGCUGGGCGGUCAAGCCUACCUCGACAUAGAGGAAGACACGGACACACCUUAUCUUUCGGGGAUCAAGUAUCAUGCCAUGCCACCACUCAAACGGUUCAGAGACAUGGAACAUCUCUCUGGUGGCGAGAAGACCAUGGCCGCACUGGCACUCCUGUUUGCCAUCCACAGUUACCAGCCUAGCCCUUUCUUUGUGCUUGAUGAGGUAGACGCUGCCUUGGAUAAUGCUAACGUUGACAAGAUAAAGAAGUAUAUCCGGGAGCACGCAGGUCCAGGCAUGCAAUUUGUCGUGAUUAGUCUUAAGACUGGGCUAUUUCAGGACAGCGAGAGCCUCGUGGGUGUCUAUAGAGACCAGGAAGCUAAUAGCUCAAGGACUUUAACGAUGGAUCUCCGAAAGUAUAAGUAGUAGUUUUAUAUCUUUGUGAUUAAUAAUAGGAAUAAUGAAGGAGGUUUUAUAAUUAUCUACGGGAAGAAUGAGGGCGU
This is a messenger RNA of Sodiomyces alkalinus F11, 3971 nucleotides long. Its product is annotated as RecF/RecN/SMC protein. Gene Ontology annotation, cellular component: nucleus; cohesin complex; chromosome. The coding region runs from base 130 to 3894 and encodes 1254 amino acids. Gene Ontology annotation, biological process: sister chromatid cohesion. Gene Ontology annotation, molecular function: ATP binding; protein binding; DNA binding. NCBI's taxonomy places the organism in Eukaryota, Fungi, Ascomycota, Sordariomycetes, Glomerellales, Plectosphaerellaceae. The transcript is spliced from 6 exons. The record is from RefSeq and is a predicted model, not a curated record.